CAAAGUUUUAGAUGACUCACUAAUUAAAACACCUGAUUCAACUCAUCAGCUUUUUAGUGUUAAAUAGUGAGACGUCUAAAACGUUCUGGGAGGGGGCAGGACUGGAUUUGAAAAACCAUGAUAUAGGCAGUGAUAUUGUUAUUUUUUGACAGCAAUGCUUUGUAAGCACAUAAAUUGCAAUUAUAAUGCAUUUAGUGAUAGAAAAGUAGCAUGAAACAACUUCUGUGUAUUGUAAUGCUUUUAUUUGAUGAUUAAACUAUCACUAUAAACAUGUUUUGGCAACUAUAAUAUAAAUGUUACUAUGUUACUGUCAUUUGAAAUUGUGUCUGUUUAAUUGUAAAUAAAAUAUAUAGCUUAGUGAACUUUGUGUUUUUUUAUUUAUUUUUUUUAAUGUGUUUUUAGAAAAUGCUUUUGAAAGAUGGACGGAUUGACCAUGCACUGAAUAUGAGCAAAAAGGUUGUGGGGUGCUUCUCCUAUACCUGGAGACGAAGGAGUGAGUUGUCUGAGGCCCAGAAAGAGCUUAAGUUACCUGAACACAAACUCAAGACGGAGUUUCCAACAAGGUGGAGAUCAAAACAAGCAAUGAUUGCCAGGGUGCUGGAACAACAGAGUGCCAUUUCUUGUGUUCUGUCCAUGGACAAAAAAGUCAGACACCUUGUCCCCACAUGGCAGGAUAUAGAAGUUCUUGAGGCAGUCAACAACUCCCUUUCUCCUCUUGCUGAAUUCACUGAUGCUCUUUCAGGAGAGCAAUAUGUAAGUGUAUCAUAUGUGAAGCCUGUUCUUCACUUGUUCAACAAUACAAUCUUCGAAGAGAAGGAGGGAGAAACAGAACUCUCAAAAUGCAUCAAGAGGAAGAUCCUGGACUACCUGAAUAAGAAGUAUGAUGAUCCACAGACAGAAGAGGUACUUGACAUGGCUUCUGUUGUUGAUCCCAGAUUCAAAGACAGAGUUGAAGCUGUCAAGAUUCAUUUGAGAACUGAAAUGGCAUCAAUAUAUACAUUCAUGAAGCCUCAACCAUCUGUGACUGUGUGUGAGGAAGCAGAUGACCAAAAUACACCAGCACUAAAGAAGACCAAAUAGUUUCUUUAAAGUGGAUGAGGACCACAGACCAGUAUCAUCAUCAUCUUCUCAUUCCAGUCUGUUAGACAUGGCCAUAACUGCUGAGCUACAGUCUUAUUUUCUCACUGCUACUGUUGAUAGUGAGGAGGAUCCUUUGGUCUGGUGGAAGGAACAUAAAAAGCAAUUCCCAACACUACAAGUUGGCACAAAAAUAUUUGUGCAUUCCUGCCACGAGUUCUCGCUCAGAAAGAGUAUUUAGCACUGGAGGAAACAUUGUGACUUGUUUGCGUGCAUCCCUAAACCCUGAAAGUGUGGACAGGCUUGUUUUCCUGGCAAAAAAUCUUUAAAAGUCAAACCAUCGGAACUUAGUAUUGUUCAUUCCUGAAAACUUGAAGUGUUUUUAUGGCUUGUGUUCUAGGCCAAAAGACUUGAUAAGGCAAACUCUGUUUUUUUUUUCUUUCCACAUGUUAUCUUGAGUCCAUUGUUUUCAUUUUAGAUAACCUUAUUAUACCAUGCAUAAUUUUGCUUUUGAAUUUUUUUUUUAUUUAAAGAAGAAACCAAACCAAUGUGUAGUUGACCUUUGGGGCUUAAUGCUAUAGAAAAGCAAUAAAAGUUUUUCAGGAAGUGUGUUAUCAGCUUGCUUUUUAUAUAAAAAUAUGCCAUGCAGUUGCUUCAAACAGUGGUAUAAAGAAAUUCAAAACAUCAUUCAAUGAAAAUUCUAAUAAUCAUAAUUAAUAAUCGCAAUUACAAUUACAAGGGGAAUAAUUGACAGUUAUGAUUUUUGUCAUAAUCGUGCAGCCCUAGUGAAACUAGUUUUUAAAAAAAAUAGUAGAUAUACGUUUUUUUUCUUAAGUGACUUUUACAUGUUUUCUAAAGUCAUAAAAUAGCUGUGUGUAACGAACCGAAAUUGCAAAACUGUUACCUUUGAGACACAAAACUUUCUUCCUCCAGGGGGCGCUUGACGGCUCAGAAAACUGAAUCCUCCAUUUAUCCGCAUUCAAAUCUCAGGUCGUUUUCUAACUGGAGACAUUUUUAAAUUGGAAUUGUAAUUUUUUAUUAAAAAAAUUAUAAUUGCAACGAUUCAUGUGGAUGGAAUCCUGUCGAAGCAUUAUCUAUACAAUCAUUCCUUAAACUAAUCCAUCCAGUAAUAAUAAAUGACUGUGAUUUGUCCAUCUUGACCAGUGUUGAGAAACUUUUCAGGUGCCACGUGACAGAGCCAUGUACAUAUGUGCUGCUUAGGCAGCGGUCUGGACCUCUGGAUGGUCAAUUGAUGAUAUUAAAACUUUUUGAAUAAAUAUUGAACUAAAGAUUCAAUGCACUGCACUGUAUCGUGAACUUGUCUGAUAUGAAGGCAAAGGCAAUUAAAAAUGUUAGUUGUUUGUUGUUCAGUUGUAUAAAGCUUCAGAUUUUAUUUUUGAAUAUGAAAAAUUUACAGAGGUCCAGACCUCUGUGACUUCAUAGCUGGUUAUGGCCAUGUAAGGUAG
Messenger RNA from Myxocyprinus asiaticus (Chinese sucker), 2543 nucleotides. Its product is annotated as zinc finger BED domain-containing protein 4-like. The transcript has 2 exons. Lineage: Eukaryota; Metazoa; Chordata; Actinopteri; Cypriniformes; Catostomidae. The record is from RefSeq and is a predicted model, not a curated record. Bases 406 to 1080 code for a protein of 224 amino acids.